GAAAAUCCUGCUCGUAAAAAGAAGAAGAGUUACCUACGGAUUGGGGCUUUGCAUCAAGUGGUGAUUUUCCAGCUAUACACGAAACAAACGAAAUGCUGCCUGUACGCUCGGCUGCUAGUCUGGCUAUUCGCAAUGCGGCAUUCUUGUCCCGCGGAUAUCAUGGCCCCAGCAACUUCCGUGUGUACACUAUGAAUGAUUUGCCCGUCCCGGAGGGUGAUUUCUUCGAAGAACACCGACGCAGAAACCGUAUGUACAAUGCCGUGUUAGCUGCUGGUGUAGUCAUCUUUGGAAUCACUAUGACAGUGGUCAAAGAGAGUGGAUUGAUCUACCUGAACUAUAAUCCACCGAAGAGCCUGGAUUAAUUGAAUUGUUAUUACCAGAUCACGCAAGUGACUAAUUAGAUGUUUCGGGAAAAUAAAUCAAUCUAAAUGAUGAUGUAGU
Molecule: messenger RNA, 441 nt
Organism: Anopheles nili
Lineage: Eukaryota; Metazoa; Arthropoda; Insecta; Diptera; Culicidae
Gene: COX7B
Exons: 3
Coding region: 93-362 (89 amino acids)
Source: RefSeq, a predicted model, not a curated record